Messenger RNA from Nerophis lumbriciformis (worm pipefish), 753 nucleotides. Lineage: Eukaryota; Metazoa; Chordata; Actinopteri; Syngnathiformes; Syngnathidae. The record is from RefSeq and is a predicted model, not a curated record.
AUGACUACAGCUGCAAGACCAACAUUUGAACCGGCCAGGGGAGGCCGAGGAAAAGGGGAAGGUGAUUUAAGUGCACUGUCAAAGCAGUACUCGAGUCGAGAUCUCCCAGGUCACACAAAGAUCAAGUACAGGCAACCUACCCAGGAUGCUCCAGAGGAAGUGCGCACCCGUGACUUUCGCAGGGAGCUGGAGGAGAGGGAACGUGUCGCUGUGCGUGAGAAGGUCAGAGAAAGGGGACCAAGAGAGCACACCACAUCCUCCUCUUCCUCUUCUUCAUCAUCAAAGAGACCCAGACUGGAUCAAAUUCCUGCAGCUAAUCUUGAUGCAGAUGAUCCUCUUACUGAGGAAGAUGAGGAUGACUCAGGGGAGGAUAGCGAUGACGACGACACCGCAGCGCUUCUGGCAGAGUUAGAGAAGAUUAAAAAGGAACGGGCUGAAGAGCAAGAACGCAGGGAUCGGGAACAAAAGGCAGAGGAGGAGCGGAUCCGAAUGGAGAACAUAUUGAGCGGCAAUCCAUUGAUUAAUUUGGCAGGACAACAGCAGCAGCAGCAGCAACAACAACAGCAGCAACAACAACAGCAACAAAUGGCUCAGAAUCAGAACACGUUCAAAGUCAAGAGAAGGUGGGACGAUGAUGUGGUGUUCAAGAACUGCGCAAAAGGGUUGGACAAAGCACGCAAGGAGAAACGCUUCAUCAAUGAUACUCUGCGCUCAGAGUUUCACAAGAAAUUUAUGGAAAAAUAUGUGAAGUAA